AUGGACGAGAUGUGUGUCACGGCAACAACGAUUUCGGGCGAGACUAUUGUCCUGGACACAAGUGCUCCGAACAUGUACGGCUUUCAUCCCGGACAAAUUGUACACUUCACAAAGAGUCUCCGGAAUGGCAAGGUGGCUCUCAUUCGCGGCGUCAGCGAUGGACUCAUUUGGUUUGCCGUCUUGCCCGAUGUCACUAGCGCAGCCAGUGAGGAGGCCCUGCAGGCGCCUGUCAGCACGGUGAGCUGCCGAGUUAAGGAGGAGCUUAUUCGUCAGUAUGGGUGGAUGGUUGACGAAACCUGCAACCCGUAUGCUGCGUGUUCCCCGGCCUCGAUUUAG
This is a messenger RNA of Leishmania braziliensis MHOM/BR/75/M2904, 336 nucleotides long. RefSeq lists its product as hypothetical. Lineage: Eukaryota; Euglenozoa; Kinetoplastea; Trypanosomatida; Trypanosomatidae. The transcript has a single exon. The coding region runs from base 1 to 336 and encodes 111 amino acids. The record is from RefSeq and is a predicted model, not a curated record.